AUGUACCUAGUCACAAAUAUCAUUGCAGCCCUUUCCUUCCUUACUCCUCUCACACUCGCCGACACAUACCUUCCAUCAACCAUCACAGCAUCUCCCUCUUAUCCCGCCGAGCCAUCCUGCCUCACACUCACCUCCACCGAAGGCCCAUCCUGCACAGCCAUUAGCUCUUGCAUCCGCCUCCUCUGUCUUCGAAUCGUCACUGUGACCCAAUCUUGCGGCUGCGACACCAUCCCGACAGUCACGAGCUGCGAGACAGUUUGUCCAACCGGUUGCGCAACUACUUACAGCGUCGUGCACCCACCUUGUCCGACCUCCCCUUCCCCAAGCCCAUCAUACAGCGCAUCAACAACUGAGACUGAACCUCCGCCGACGUAUACACCCCCACCAAAACUAAUAUCAAGUAAAUACUACGGCAACAGUACUAUAACCAAAACAUCCACAACCAUCACUACACUCACUUCAUGCCCUUCUAAGGUCACUUGUCAGGGCCAGACAUCGACGUGGACGGGUACAGAAGGACCGUUCCCUUGUCCGACUGCUGGACCGAGUACAACCUGCUCGUGUGUACUGCCAGGGACUAGUGUCGUUACUGUGACAGGUGUGACGAGCGUUACGCUUAGUGCGAGCGAGAGUGCGACCGAGACACUUCCUGCUGAGGGAGGUGGUGGAGGUGGGAGUGCGACGACGAGUGCGGUUUUGGCGACGGGUGCGGCUGCGAGGGGAGCUGGAGGCAGUGGAGGGGUUGGUGGAUGGGUGGUUGGCUUGAUGGGGCUGUUGGUGGGGUUGUUGUGA
This is a messenger RNA of Cadophora gregata, 792 nucleotides long. RefSeq lists its product as uncharacterized. Bases 1 to 792 code for a protein of 263 amino acids. The record is from RefSeq and is a predicted model, not a curated record. The transcript has a single exon. Lineage: Eukaryota; Fungi; Ascomycota; Leotiomycetes; Helotiales; Ploettnerulaceae.